This is a messenger RNA of Phycodurus eques (leafy seadragon), 2564 nucleotides long. RefSeq names its product glucose-6-phosphate dehydrogenase (gene g6pd). Gene Ontology annotation, biological process: pentose-phosphate shunt, oxidative branch; glucose metabolic process. Gene Ontology annotation, cellular component: cytosol. Gene Ontology annotation, molecular function: glucose-6-phosphate dehydrogenase activity; NADP binding. Lineage: Eukaryota; Metazoa; Chordata; Actinopteri; Syngnathiformes; Syngnathidae. The record is from RefSeq and is a predicted model, not a curated record. Bases 144 to 1688 code for a protein of 514 amino acids. The transcript is spliced from 13 exons.
GCAAACCAAUAAUAUCGCACAAUUCCGAGUUGUCACUCGAACAAGGAAGUCGCGCGCCGGUCCGGCUCGGUUGCUGGAGUUUCCGUGUGUAUUAUUCGCACCCAAAGUAGAUUCCGUUGUCUUCUUGAGAACGGGCACAGAAAAUGAGCAACAUUCCUCUCUCUCGCUCCGAGGUGUUUGGGGAACUGAGGAAGGAACUGCACAACGAUCAUGAGUUCCGACAUUUCGACGCUCAUGUAUUUAUCAUCAUGGGAGCCUCGGGUGAUCUGGCCAAGAAGAAAAUCUACCCAACUCUGUGGUGGUUGUUCAGAGACGGUCUCCUCCCAGAGAAAACAUUUUUUAUUGGCUUUGCUCGCUCUGACCUGACAGUUGAUGCUAUCAGGACUUCCUGCAUGCCAUACCUCAAGGUGACAGACUCUGAAGCAGAUCGGUUGUCAGUCUUCUUCAGCAGAAACUCAUACAUCAGUGGAAAAUAUGCAGAUGAUGAUUCCUUCUCCAAUCUCAAUAAACACAUCCUCACUCUCCCCGGAGGAUCGGAGGCAAACAGGCUCUUCUACUUGGCCCUGCCGCCCACAGUCUACCAUGAUGUUACCAAGAACAUAAAGCACCACUGUAUAAGCGAAAAAGGCUGGACCAGAGUGAUUGUAGAGAAGCCGUUUGGACAUGACCUUCAGAGCUCUGAAGAACUGUCCGCUCACCUCUCUUCUCUCUUCACUGAAGACCAGAUCUACCGUAUAGAUCACUAUCUUGGCAAAGAAAUGGUGCAGAACCUUAUGGUGCUCAGAUUUGGAAACCGCAUCUUUGGACCAAUCUGGAAUAGGGACAGUGUCGCCUGUGUUGUCCUCACGUUUAAAGAACCAUUUGGCACUCAGGGAAGAGGAGGCUACUUUGAUGACUUUGGAAUCAUCCGAGAUGUCAUGCAGAACCACUUGCUCCAGUUGCUGUCACUGGUUGCCAUGGAGAAACCAGCCUCCACCAGCUCUGAUGAUGUCAGGGACGAAAAGGUGAAAGUGCUGAAAUGCAUCAAUCCAGUGUUAAUGUCAGAUGUGGUACUGGGUCAAUAUGUGGGUGACCCAGAGGGGGAAGGAGAUGCCAAAUUGGGUUAUCUUGAUGAUCCCACAGUUCCCAAAGGAUCCACUCAGUCUACAUUUGCCACAGCAGUGCUCUAUGUGCACAACGAACGCUGGGAUGGCGUUCCUUUCAUCCUUCGCUGUGGGAAAGCUCUAAAUGAGAGGAAGGCUGAGGUGCGGCUGCAAUUCACAGACGUCCCGGGGGACAUUUUUGGAAAUCAGUGUCGACGGAAUGAGCUGGUAGUCCGUGUGCAACCCAAUGAGGCAGUCUACGCCAAGAUGAUGAGCAAGAAACCUGGCGUGUACUUCUGCCCUGAGGAAACAGAGCUGGACCUCACCUACAAGAGCAGAUAUAAGGAUGUGAAGCUACCAGAUGCCUAUGAACGUCUAAUUCUGGAUGUGUUCUGUGGGAGUCAGAUGCACUUUGUUCGCAGCGAUGAACUAAAGGAAGCCUGGAGGAUCUUUACUCCACUCCUUCACCAAAUAGACAAAGACAAGCCAAAACCUAUUCCUUACAAAUAUGGAAGCCGGGGCCCAGCAGAAGCAGAUGACCUUGUAAAGAGAGCUGGAUUCCGCUAUGAAGGCACUUAUGUAUGGGUGAACCCCAACAAACUUUGAGCUGUGCUGUACAUAGGGUAGAAUUGGGUAGGUAGAAUAGUUUGAGGGGUCCUGCAUGGUUGGGGAGACACUUGGUGUCCCAAUACGCUUUACAGAGUGACACAGUCCACUCUGUGGCUCCAGUGAUUAUUUCUCAGGUAAAUAGGUUAUUUCUCGGAGCCACUUUAUCACGUUUGAAAGAGUGAUGAAUUUAACCAAGCUUCAUGACUUUAUCCCACUUUUUGGUUGGUUGUGAUUUCUUUUUCUUUUUAAAAAAAAAAAAAAUAAUACUUUUAGCCCAUUUAUUUGUGGGGAACAUUUAACUUAAUUUGGGGGGGGGAUCUAAGCCGAAUGUUUUUUGACAAAAACAAGUCUGAUAAACAGGCUCCAUAUCCUCCAUUAACUAGCCAACUGUCACUGUUAGCUAAGUCUCAUACUCUACCAAAAAGAUGGUAACUGAACACAGCAGAGUGGAGCACAGGAAGUACUGUGCACAAGCAAAAUUUUGUGAUUGUAAUACCACAAAGCAUUGUUUGCAUUAUAUUGAUCACAUUUAUUGGAACUCUUUUUACUCUACUCUGCCUGUGACCAAGAACAUUGGCUCGUGUAAGAUAAAACGACCAAGGAGAAUGCAGAUAGUUUCUUUGCAGCAUUUGUAUUGAAAGUCUUAAGUAGCUUCCCUCUGAUCGCAUUCCCUUUUGUUUACAUUUUCACACUUUAAAGUUACUGAGGUCCGUUCCAAAUUUUAGCUCUAAAAAGAUGAAGCGGAUCAACACAUCAGCGUUGAAUGUCCUUGAAUGACCAACGGUGCGCUGCUCUUUUCUGCACAAUCAUGUACUACUAGCAAUGCUACUUUAAUAUCAUGUAAUAAACUACUUUUGGUUCUUUAUGAACAUG